This is a messenger RNA of Gigantopelta aegis, 1583 nucleotides long. RefSeq lists its product as uncharacterized. The coding region runs from base 158 to 1069 and encodes 303 amino acids. Gene Ontology annotation, molecular function: Wnt-protein binding; Wnt receptor activity. Gene Ontology annotation, cellular component: plasma membrane. Lineage: Eukaryota; Metazoa; Mollusca; Gastropoda; Neomphalida; Peltospiridae. The record is from RefSeq and is a predicted model, not a curated record. The transcript has a single exon. Gene Ontology annotation, biological process: non-canonical Wnt signaling pathway; canonical Wnt signaling pathway.
GUCUGAAUAAUAAAACACAGCCAGUCAGUUUAGGACACACAGUCAGCCAAGACACUGGUCUGGUAACAAAUAAACACAAGACGUUAAUUUUCAGACAUAACCAGCAACAAACUGGUGUGGAUACAUAUAAGAAAGGGACAGCUUAUUGCAUGGCACCAUGAACGGUGUAGUGUUUUCGGUGACGUUGAUCAUCUGUGGAGGACUGUUAAACGUAAGACGUGUCAUUGCAGCCGAAGACACCCACCAAUGUGAACCGGUUGAAGUUCCGAUGUGUAAGGGUCUGGUUGGGUACAACAUGACGCGGAUGCCCAACCAAUACGGCCACCAGAACCAGAAUGAAGUCUACUGGGCCUUGCAGCCCUGGUGGCCAUACAUGGACAUUGGCUGUUCUCCCAACCUGAGGCUCCUCUUGUGUGGGAUGUACCUACCCAAGUGUACCCCAGGCUCGUCGGACGUGCAGAUCCCAUGCAAGGAGACAUGUCGAAGGGCCAAGAACGCGUGUGCAGUCGACCUCAGACGCCAAGGUCGCCCGUGGGUCAACUACGGUUUCCGAUGCCCCAACCUGCUCUCGGAGAGAUCCCGCCGUUGCAUACCUCCGGCCAAGGAGCGGAAGAAGAAGCGUCGCCUGCAGUACGUGAUCUGCCAGAAGAACACCCUGUCGAUAUGUGCCAACAACAAGGCUCCGUACACAUUCGGCUCGGUGCCCAACAUGUUCCUGCAGUCGUCGGUGCGGGAGAUGGAGAAGGAGCUGCGGCAGUACAAGCCGCUCAUCGCGUCUGGCUGCUCCGACCACCUCAGCUUCUUCCUGUGCGGCACAUACAUGCCGUACUGCACGCGUCAGACCAGGCAGGAGGUUCCCUUCGUGGUGCCGUGCCGCGAGCUCUGUCAGGAGGUGUACCGCGCCUGCAUCAGCACCUACACGCAGCAGCGCAACGGCAUGCCCUGGCCCGGCAAGUUCCACUGCCACCGGUUCCCGUCCUACGUAGAGUCACACUCCAACAGUAACAACUCCAUCCCGUGUACCAUGCAGCCAUAUGCGAUCCCUGUACAGGGGCACACAGAGGGAUAAGUAUAUCAAGACGCAUUAAAAAGAAAUAGAGGGAUAAACUUGUACAUCAAGACAGAUUAAAUAAAAAGGAAUACAAAAAGCUAUAGCAAAGACGGAGAUACUCCUCAUUUGAAGAAAACAAGACCAAUGUUUGUGUGCAGUGCAGUUUUGUGAAUAUCGGUUUUGUUACAGAAUAAAUGCACUAUUUGUGUUUACAUUUUAGUGAGAGAGAGAAGCAAGAUCUGUAAGUCUUUUCACAGUAUACUUUACAAAAUGUAUUGUUUUGGUUAUAUAAUCAAUGAAAUGUUUAUGCUAUUGUUAGACCAGGAAUGUACACAGUUUUCUCGACAACAAAACUCCAACAAUGCUAAGUAGACCAAACUGUUUUACUUUGAAAUUUACCAGGAAUGUACUGAGUUCUCUCAACGACAAAUCUCCAACAAUAGACCAACUGUUUUUCUCGGAAAUUUGUUGGAGAGCACUGAUCAUGUUAUAUUAAAAUAUUAUUUUUGGAAAAAUACAGCAAUUAAAAUUA